AUGGACCCUGUUGGUCAAGACCGCAACAGCACACCCGAGACUGCGGACUCGCCACACAUACUCGAUCAAUAUGAGAUUGAUCAAGAUGGCAAGGACCAGGAUGAGGCACGACAAAAGACCCUGUGCUUUACUGUCCGAUUCCGUCGGCCCUGGUCGGGUGCUCCAUCCCCGCAUGCGUCUACCCAGUGCUUCAGCCAGCAAGGCAUCAGCAUCACCUUUCAAGACACAUAUAUGCUGGAGGACAUAUCACCCUUGAGCAUCAAAUUAAGAGACAGCCACCACCUGGACUUCGGGCAUGCUCUGUUUGAUCCCACUGAAAAUCCGGAUCACGAAAUCUUCGUCAUAGAAUCAGCCAUUGACCUCUUCAGACCCCCGGAUAGCUCUCCACAUGUCCUCUGGUCCUGGCGCCAAUGCCCAGCCCUGAUCUGGUCAUCGUCAAGGAGCCGUUGCCUCGUCGUCGUCGGCUUACUUGCCCUUCUUCUCCUGCUGGUCAUUGUCGGCGCUGUCUUGGCCUCCCACUUGCGCAUCUCAUCCUACUUGUCUCGACCUCUAGAACGGUCUCCGCAAUCCAACCAGCGCGUUCACGUCCAACACGCUGCCCUCACUCUGGUUGACGACAUAACUCAGAUCUUGCACCUCUAUGUCGAGACUCCGCUACCCUUCUUCGUUGGCGUGCAAGACCUUGUCGACCGCCACUAUCUCAUAGAUGGCAACACCCCUCGGCCUCCUACCAGAGCCACUCCAUCCCCGGAUAGUAACAUCACGGCUAGAGUCUUUCUAGGCCAUGUCUUUUACUCAAUCAACCAGCUCUGUGAUACUGUUCAGGACUGGAUGGCCUUGUCUCGCCCAGCACCCCCAGGAAAGGAGGACUUGGCUCUUCUUUGCCUUGGGCUCCGACGUGCAGUCGCUGAUCUCUCUCCUCUGUGGAGCGAGGCCUCGACAACACUGGCUCUCUCGUGGCUCUCAAGCUUUGAACUCGUCAGCUUCUAUUUCCAAGAGGCCGUUAAAGCAGUACUGCUACCACUUGACAUAAACGUGGACCCUGCUACAACCCCAACAACGUGUUUCUACAACUAUACGUCAAACACGUUUAUUCGUCAGAUUUAUACACACCUCUUCUCAUCGUCUCCCAUAGUGAUGUCCAUAUAUGAAGCUGCUGAGCAGCUAGUCGAGUUAUCUGACGCUCUACUGGCUGUUAUCACCAGUGGGAGUCUCCUAGUAGAUAUCCUAAGCAAAGGCGACGUCAUUACUCGGUCGCGCCACAUCCGAACAGACGCUCCUCGUGGCUGGUUCGCCGCAUCACCGCCGCGUAGCAGAACGGACCAGGCCCUUUCCCUGAUUGCCCCAGCGUACGACGAGGUAGCCCCGUUGCUGCGGACCGCCGUGUCAGCAACAUGGGCCGUUAGUGCAACAAGGGAAAGGCUACAGGGUUUAGUUGAGGCCUUUGAAGGACUGGGCAACCGCACCAGAGCUCUUUGCAGUGCCCCAGUGCCUGUGGCGUGCGGGGAUGACAACAGCGAGUGGUGGCGUGGACUACCAUGGGUCAGCGAGACAGCAGGCGACGACGGCCGGUUAAUAAGGACAUUCUGGUAUCUCCCUCGCGCCAAAGAAUGGCCUUCGCUCUUGUCUUGGGGAUGCGCCAAGCUGCGCCAGACGCAAAUGGAAUGGAAGUGGGCCGUUUUGGAGACGGAGAGGUACUGGCAUGGGAAACUGUGA
Molecule: messenger RNA, 1716 nt
Organism: Colletotrichum graminicola M1.001
Lineage: Eukaryota; Fungi; Ascomycota; Sordariomycetes; Glomerellales; Glomerellaceae
Exons: 1
Coding region: 1-1716 (571 amino acids)
Source: RefSeq, a predicted model, not a curated record